GACAUGGCGACAGACGUAGUUGAGCCUGUGGUCCCUGACUGCAGAGGAGAUGUCAAGAGCGGUCCCAGGUCAGAUGGAGACUAUCCUCUUCGGGUUCUCUACUGUGGAGUCUGUUCAUUGCCAACAGAGUACUGCGAAUACAUGCCUGAUGUCACUAAAUGCAGACAAUGGUUAGAAAAGAAUUUUCCAGAUGAGUUUGCAAAACUUACAGUAGAAAAUUCACCUAAACAGGAAACUGGGGUUGGGGAAGGCCAAGGAACUGCAGGAGGAGAAGAAGAGGAGAAGAAGAAGCAAAAGAGAGGUGGAAGAGGUCAGAUAAAACAGAAAAAGAAGACUGUACCACAAAAAGUUACAAUAGCUAAAAUUCCUAGAGCAAAGAAAAAAUAUGUCACAAGAGUAUGUGGCCUUGCAACGUUUGAAAUUGAUCUGAAGGAAGCACAACGGUUUUUUGCUCAGAAAUUUUCCUGCGGUGCCUCAGUAACAGGAGAAGAUGAAAUCAUCAUUCAGGGUGAUUUUACAGAUGACAUUAUUGAUGUAAUCCAGGAGAAGUGGCCUGAGGUGGAUGAUGAUAGCAUUGAAGACCUUGGAGAAGUUAAGAAGUGAUAGUAAAAGACUACUUUUAUUUAAUUCUAUGGUUUAUAAAUGACAUAGCCAAAGUGAGGCUUCUAAACCCAUUUGCUCUGCAGUGCAGCUGUGGAGAACCUGUAUCCUUGGCAUUUUCACUGUUCUGUAUAGGCUGCUUGGGGUUGUUCUGGGUUUUUUUUCCUCAUUGUGAUAUUUGCCAAAGUUAAA
Molecule: messenger RNA, 792 nt
Organism: Indicator indicator
Lineage: Eukaryota; Metazoa; Chordata; Aves; Piciformes; Indicatoridae
Gene: DENR
Product: density regulated re-initiation and release factor
Exons: 7
Coding region: 4-603 (199 amino acids)
Biological process (GO): formation of translation preinitiation complex; translation reinitiation
Molecular function (GO): translation initiation factor activity; mRNA binding
Source: RefSeq, a predicted model, not a curated record